GUCAAAAUGGAGGACAUUCCAAAUAGCGUCGGCAAAGCAGUGUCGAAUUUGUUCAACCAAAACACGCACUUCUUCUCACAUGUAUGGAAAAACGGCGACAUUUCGUCACGGUUGUGACUACCCAGUCAAGCCGCUGUGUCUUCCGGCAUCAAUCUGGCUCUGCAGAAGCAUCACGAGACCUGAAAGUCGUCUGAGUUGAAAAAGGUCAAGUGGUCUUGGUCUGAGCCCUCAAGAUGGGUGAAGUGACAGUUGUGGAAGAUCUUGUGAAACCGGAGCCACAACUAAUCAUCCUGGCGCCGCCGCCCUCUUUCCUACCGUCGGCCGACGAACCGUCCACUGUUUGGCCCAAGUGGCUCAACGCGUUCGAACGCUACCUCGGCGCACUCGACGACGAGAAGUUGACUGACAAAAGUAAGUGUAUGCUCCUGGAAAACUGCAUGGGCCAAGAAGGUCAGCGCGUCUUCGCGGCGCUCGUCCCGCGGGAACAGACGUACGCGGCGGCCGUCUCGGCGCUGACCGCCUACUUCACCGCCGGCCGCAUUUCUCGCGAGCGCUUGCUCCGAUUCUACCAAAGGGCGCAGAUGGCCGGCGAGAGCACGGACCAGUUCGUCGCGGCGUUGGAAGCGUUGCUGGCGCCCGGCGACCGCGCCGGCGACGACCUGAUCCUUAACCAGCUGAUCGAGAAAACAAAAUGGCCGCAGCUGAGACAGCAGCUGCGCUCGCAGAAGGAAACGCUGACGCUUGCCGCGGCCUUGCGCAUCGCUAAAGAGGUGGAGUUGGUUUUAAACGGCGACGUCAAGCCUGUGGUGCAGCGGCGCAAAAGGGGGAGGCCUCGGCGAGGGGAGACGGUCGUGGUCCAAACCCAAAGAUCUACAUGCGAAGUCAACUGUAGCCACGAAAAACCGUUGCAUGAGUUGGGUGUCGACGAAAACAUAGACUACACCGUCGACAACAAAGACAAAAACAGUAAUGGCUGCUCAUCACUUGACUUAAAACCGGAGGCAAUCUUGGACAAGCCGAGUCCGGAUGGCAACAGGAAGACGCUGAAACGUUUUUCUUGUUCCGUCUGCGUUGACAAACACUUCGCCAGCGCCCACAAGCUGGCGAGGCACACGAGGACGCACACGCAGGAGAAACCCUUCCGCUGCCCGGCUUGCGCCACCGUCUUCAGCCAGUCGUACCACCUGACGCGGCACAUGCGAGUCCAGCACAACGCCGCCCAGCACGUGUGCCCGACCUGCUGCGACAGCUUCUGGAGCGCGGCGGAGCUCAAGAGCCACAAGAAGACGCACGUGCCGCAGUUUCUCCUGUGCCCCCACUGUCCUGACAAGUUGCUGGACAACGACACGUUUUUACAACACGUGGCAUCUCACGGGGAGGACAGACGGGAAGGAGUCGAACCGACACCAGGCGGGGAGAGCCAAACCAAUAUUGAGGAAGUGGAAACCGACAUGAUGGAACCGUUGAUGGGCGAUGUCUGUAGCGUUGACGAUUCAGCGACGCUACGGACGUCGUCCAGCGUCAACGUUGCGGACAGUAAAUCCGAUGAAAAGGACCAAUCGCAUCUCGGUGUUGAGGCGGAAACGGCGCCGCUUUCUCUUGACGUCGGGUGGGGCGCAAGCGUCCCCUGCAAGAAGACCCACGUCUGCGCCGUGUGCAACAUGAUGUUCCGCCGCGCCGACAAGCUCAACCGCCACAUGCGCACGCACACCAAAGAGAAGCCGUUCCGGUGCGCCGACUGCUCGCGCGCCUUCAGCCAGUCGUACCACUUGAGCCGGCACCAGCGGCAGAAGCACGGCUCGCGGCCGUACGUCUGCCACCGGUGCGGCAAGGCGUUCGCCAGCUGGUUAAAGCUGAAGGAGCACCAGAAGACUCACGCGGGCAAGCUGACGUGCCCGGCCUGCAACGAGAGCUUCAAGGAGCGGACCCACCUGGAGACCCACCUCACGUCGCAUAAGGAGAUCCCCCGUGGCCCUCACACCCUCAUCUGCGAAGACUGUGGCAAAGUGUUUGGCCGCAGGUACCACUUGAAGCGGCACAUCCUGGUGAACUGCAAGGCCUCGCACGCGGAUUGCUACACCUGCGCCCAAUGUCGCAAGAGCUUCGUCUUGGUGGACGACCUGAAGAAACACCUGAGGAAGCACGCCAAGGAAAACAGCGGAACGUGCCCGCGGUGCGACCAGAACUUCGGCAGCCGGGAGGAGCUGGAGGCGCACGUGGAGGCGCAUAAUGCUUCUUACCUGUGCAGCGUCUGCGGGAAGAACUUCAAGGUGGAGAACGCGCUGAAGAAGCACGAGCAGAAGCACGAAGAAGAGCACUACUACUGCGCCACGUGCCGCAAGCACUUCAGCAACCUCUCGCACUACAAGCGCCACGAGGAGGUGCACGACCGGCGCGAGAACAAGUGUCCGCACUGCCAGGAGGUCUUCCUCAAGCUCACCGCUUUCAAGUAUCACCUCCAGUCCCACAGGGAGGAGAGACCCUACCAGUGCACCUACUGCAUGGACACCUUCGAGCACAACGAGGAGUUAGAGCGCCACUGCCUGAAGCACAGGAAGUUCCGGAAAGAGCGCCCGUACAACUGCACGCGCUGCAACCGCGCCUUCGCCACGCUGGCCGAGCUGACGGAGCACCUGGACGGCCACAAGGGCGAGUCGCCGCUCAGCUGCGACAUCUGCGGCCGCUCCUUCCUCAACGCCAGCAAGCUAGAGAAGCACCUGAGCCUCCACACGGGCGAGCGGCCCCACCUGUGCACGCACUGCGGCAACGGCUUCCCGACGGCCGCCAACCUGAAGCAGCACGUUUACUCCCACACCGGCGAGAAGCCCUUCGCGUGCUCGCAGUGCAACAAGGCCUUCCGCUCGGCCAGCGGACUGCACCUGCACAGCAGGCGGCACAUGGACGCGCCGCCCAGCUUCGCCUGCGCCGACUGCGGCAGGACCUACGGCCGCAUGACGGAGCUGAGGAUGCACCAGCGCUACCACACGGGGGACAAGCCGUACGCCUGCGUCAGCUGCAAUAAGAACUUCGUCAGCAAGCACAAGCUGAUGGUGCACGCCCGCAUCCACACGGGAGAGCGGCCGUACUCGUGCCCGCACUGCGCGCAGACCUUCAGGCAGAGCGGAGACCGGAACAGGCACGUCAAUAAGUUCCACGGUAAAGCUUCGGAACUGGAAUGGUGAGAGCUGCGUCGUACUAUAGCUGCCGCCGCGUCAAUCAAUAAAGACGGUUAUACACAUUCCCACCGAGCAGUACAGCUCAGUUCACUAGCGUAGUUAAAGGUCAGUCCUGUAGAUUGGAUAUUUAGACUAACAUGGACUAGUUAGGAAAGGGUCAACUUUUGUCAUACGAAUAUCUAGGAAAAAAAAAAACCCUCUGGCAGCUACUUCUGUUUGACCCAAUUUCGUGUCCGCUUUAUCCAUAUUUGGCUAAGACCCUCCCCUUUCCUCUGAUUGCUGUCCUCCGUGCAGAAGACCCACUUGGCUGGGAAGGCCGAGAUCUUCACUCGUGACGUUCAUAAGUUUGAGAAAUUCAAACGAACUAUACUGUGAGGUGGUAAAAUGGAUGAAAAGGAAAUUUUUUUAACUAGCAAUGGAUCAAAUCCACCAUUUGUUGUCCUUUCUUCGUGGCGUGGGACUGUUUCGUUUUAAGAACUUCAAUUGUGAAAACAUUUUGGUGGUCAGGUUUCAAAACCUGCCGUCGAGCCUUCAACGCUACCCGCUGUUUUGCACAAAUGUAUUUAGCGUUUUGAACUAAUAUUGACAAACGAUGACUGAGCCAACUAUGUGGAAACUUUUUGUUGCAAUAUACAGUGAAGAAAAUAAGUAUUUGAACACCCUGCUAUUUUGCAAGUUCUCCCACUUAGAAAUCACUGAGGGGUCUGAAAUUUUCAUCGUAGGUGCAUGUCCGCCGUGAGAGAGAUAUUCUAAAAAGAAAAAUCCAGAAAUCAAAAUGUAUUAUUUUUAUUUGUGUGAUACAGCUGCAAAUAAGUAUUUGAACACCUGAGAAAACCAAUGUUAAUAUUUGGUACAGUAGCCUUUGUUUGCAAUUACAGAGGUCAAAUGUUUCCUGUACUUGUUCACCAGGUUUGCACACACGGCAGGAGGGAUUUUGGCCCACUCCUCCACACAGAUCUUCUCUAGAUCAGACAGGUUUCUGCUCCCUCCACAGAUUGUCUAUUGGGUUUAGGUCUGGAGACUGGCUAGGCCACGCCAGAACCUUGAUAUGCUUCUUCCGGAGCCACUCCUCGGUUUUGCUGGCUGUGUGCUUCGGGUCAUUGUCAUGUUGAAAGACCCAGCCACGACCCAACUGAGGGAAAGAGGUCGUUCCCCAAAAUGUCACAAUACAUGUCCGCGGUCAUCCUCCCCUUAAUACAUUGCAGUCGUCCUGUCCCAUGUGCAGAAAAACACCCCCAAAGCAUGACGCUAGCACCCCCAUGCUUCACAGUAGGGACGGUGUUCUUGGGAUGGAACGCAUCACUCGUCCUCCUCCAAACAUGGUUAGUGGAAUUAUGACCAAAAAGUUCCAUUUUGAUGUCAUCUGAGCACAAAACCUUCUCCCGUGCCUCUUCUGUAUCAUCCAAAUGGUCAUUGGCAAACUGAAGACGGGCCCUGUUCAAAUACUUAUUUGCAUUUGUAUCACACAAAUAAAUCAUACAUUGUGAUUUCUGGAUUUUUCUUUUUAGAUGAUGUUUCUCAGAGUGGACAUGCACCUAUGAUGAUCAUUUCAGACCCCUCCAUGAUUUCUCAGUGGGAGAACUUGCAAUAUAGCAGCGUGUUCAAAUACUUCUUCACUGUUUGUCACGUUAGUCAUACAUGGAUGACACUUUAUGCUUUAUGGUUGACUGGAAGAAACAUUUUGUCCUGAAAGUUUUUUUUUAAAGGGUUGUUUGGUUUUUUUGGUUUUUUUUUUUGGAAUGAAAAUUAGUUCCGCCCUCAUGAAAAAUGUAACGAAGCUUUUUUUCCUUUUGUAAGCAUUUUUUCUGCCUUUGGUCCAACAUCUCAGAAUGUAUUUGUUGUUUCUCGGCUUGGCCGCCUCCAUGCAAAAAGUGGAAUCAUACGCGCCACAAGUUCCAAAUGAACUGCACGACAUUUCUGCACACUGUUAUUACUAGUUUUCAAAACGAUUGUGUUGUUUUACUUUAUUUAUACAUUAUCUCACGGUCACAUCGCAUUUUCACUUUUGCCAGGCGUUACUGUAAACAUAGGUUCUCCAUACCAACUAAGCAACCGAUAGCAUACACCUGUACUUGUAAAAAUUUUCCAAUACUACUGCACUGACAGCACUUCAGCAGGCUGACCUCUACGUUCUGGGUAGGAUAAAUUUCAUCCGCGUGGGCGACUUGCUGAAUAAAGUCAGCGAUUGUGUAGUAAGCUAUCACAAUAAUUGUCCUGUCACAUAUUUGUUUUAUAAUCUGUUCCUGUAUUCCCAAGAAACACACGUAUACUGUAAUUUCCGGCCUACAGAGCGCACCUGAUUAUAAGCUUCACCCAGUACAUUUGUAACGGAAAUACCAUUUGGUACAUAUGUAAGCCGCAGCCGUGUUAAAGCCGCAAGUGCCCACAUUGAAACAUGAGAUAUUUACAAAGAACGACGGGACACAGAAAGAGUUUUCAAAGUUUUAAUACCUUAGCUUAACAUAGGAACAACACGGUAGCACGAACAGGGUUGUUUAAACAAAAAAAAAAAAGCAGCCGCGUCAGCUACUCAGUAGCCACAUGGUAGCACAGCACAACAGGGCUGGUUAAAAAUAAAAACGUACCUAAAUCACUAAGACGCGGCAGUAACACCGCAGCAAAACUCUGGCGUGGCGCUAUGCUAACAGGGCCGGUUAAAAAAAAAAAAAAAAACAUCCCGGUAAAAAAAAUCACUGAGACAUGGCAGUAACACAGCAGCAACCCGCUAGCGUGGUGCUAUGCUAACAGGGCCGGUUAAAAAAAAAAAAAAACAUCCCGGUAAAAGUCACUUCCACGGCACGUAUAUUUUACCGGUCUCACUCUUACCUUUUCCGCUCCAGUGCCCCCUUGCGGCCGUUGGAAAAAAUGCACAAAUUAGCCGCAUCAGCGCAUAAGCCGCGGGGUUGAAAGCGUGUGAAAAAGGUUGCGGUUUAUAGGCCGGAAAUUACGGUAGUUGUUUUUUAUUCCGUAUUUAAGGCACAAGGGCACACAUGGCAUUCUGUGUCGAAAAAAAAAAAAAAAGAAUAAAAACUAGACUGCGAACAUACAAUCCGGCUUCAACUUCCGGUCAGGGCAAAACAUUGCUUUGGGUACUAUUUCAACGUGAAAGUUGACAUCCUUACAAUUGUACAUUGUGAAACAACGUCGAAUUUAAUAGGAAUACUGUUCAGCUUUUUUGGGUGUCGAUAUGGUUCUUACUGCGCUGUCAAAACCGUGUAAUUGUGUUUCAGUUUAACCUUCAUAAUUAAUUAUCGUAAUUAUGAAUGUGAAAAAUAGAUCAUUACAAUAUUAUUAAGGUCUGGACCUCCUAUUACAUAUGUACAUGUCAAUGUAUCUUUUAAGUCUUCGUGGGCAUGCUGCAAGUGUUUAGAUUAUAUUCAUGUCUCUAGGGAUCCAAAACGCUCCAAAUUAUUUCGAUUUAUUGCGUUGUAUAUCAUGCUUUUUGCCCUGACCGGAAGUCACCCUGUUGACGACGGGGGAACCAAUCUUGGAUGGAGAGUGCGAGGUCUAGUUUUCAUCCCAAAUCAUUGAAUCCAGCAGAUUACAUUCUUCUUGGGCAAAUUUAUGUAGCCGUGUUUAGUCUGAAAGGUGUCGUUCCAUCACUAAUUACUAAAAAUGCCAUACAAGCGACUUUACUGAAUGAUGUUGGGUUUUUGAACGUACAAAGUGAAAAAAGUGAGCCGCGUGUGAUGGGUGUUGCAUGCUGCAAUGUGCAGUGAAAAUAAACCAUUGUAAAAAUUUAUGGGCAUGUACAAUAGUGAAUUUUCAGCCACCAAUAAUAAUAAAAGCCUCUUUUUUUAUACAUUAAAGUUGUGUUGGUAGUACACCGAGGACCUCUGCAAAUUAAUUACAUGGACAUGUUCCGUGCAAGUCGCCUCGAAUCCUCUAGAGGGCAGCACGCUGAUUUGCUGUAACCUGAUCUACAUGCGUCCCAAGAAAUUGUCACUGUAUUUAUUCUUUUUUUAUGAUACGGCCACAUAUAAAAAUAAAGCUCAAUUUUAAUUAACCCUCUGUA
Messenger RNA from Syngnathoides biaculeatus (alligator pipefish), 7191 nucleotides. RefSeq names its product zinc finger protein 665-like. Gene Ontology annotation, biological process: regulation of transcription by RNA polymerase II. Gene Ontology annotation, molecular function: RNA polymerase II transcription regulatory region sequence-specific DNA binding; DNA-binding transcription factor activity, RNA polymerase II-specific. Gene Ontology annotation, cellular component: nucleus. The transcript has 2 exons. NCBI's taxonomy places the organism in Eukaryota, Metazoa, Chordata, Actinopteri, Syngnathiformes, Syngnathidae. The coding region runs from base 234 to 3182 and encodes 982 amino acids. The record is from RefSeq and is a predicted model, not a curated record.